AUGGACCCAAAUAUUUCGGCAUCCGCUCUGGGUGAGCCACAACACCUGGGCAUCGGCUUCUACCUCCUCCCCUUCGCCACGUUCCUCUGCUUCCUCGUUCCGGUCCUCUACAUCUUCCCUCCGAUCCCGGCCACCACCAGCGACGCCCUCCGGUCAACCCACACCAAGAUUGGCGUCUCGCCGCCAAAGAGCAACCUCCGGGACCAGCACUCCGCCAAGGCCGAUGACACCGGCGUGAGCACCUCCAAUGCCGGCACCGGCACCGGGCCCGUCGCCCGUGUCAAGGCGCUCUGCGUCUACCCCAUCAAAUCAUGCCGCGGCAUCGAAGUGACCCGGAGCAAGCUCCUCCCCACGGGCCUAGAAUUCGACAGGCUGUACACUUUCGCCCAGCUCAAAUCCCGCUUCCCGGCCGCCGUGGACGACUCGGCCGAGGCGAAAGACGAACACACCUGGGAAUUCGUCACGCAGCGCCAGUUCCCCCUCCUCGCGACGAUCAAAGUCGACGUCUACGUGCCCGACGCGACCAAAUCCACCGUCUUUAUGGAAAAGUCGUCCGACGCGUGGAUCGUGAUGCGGUUUCCCUGGCGGGAACCGGGGUUCCGGGGUACCAUGUCGUGGGUGGCAUCCAAGAUCCGGGACGGGUGGAGGGGCCAGCCGGAGAUGGAGGUGUUGUUGCCGGUCGAGUUCCCGACGGACGCGGAGAUUGCGGAGCGCGGGUAUACGCGCGAGGACGUCAAAGUGUGGAAGGAGGUCGUGCCGGCGCUGAAUAUGGAAAAGGAGCUUCCUGGGGAGCUGUGUCGGUAUUUGGGGGUGAGCAACAAGUUGGCGCUGUUCCGGGUUGAUCCGGGGCAGUUGAGGGAGGUGUACCGGUGUGCGCCGAGGAAGGAGGAGGCUGGGUAUCAACCUAUUGUUGGAUUCCAGGAUGCUGACUUUGACGCCAAGGUACCCAAGGACGACGAGCUCAAGCAUCUCGACGUCAGGAGGUUCCGGUCCAAUAUCAUUGUCUCUGGUACGCCAGCCUACGACGAGGAAUCAUGGAAAUGGGUAAACUUCACCCAGGGCACCUCAAAGGUCACCGUCCCGGCAAAGUUCCAAGUCUCGUGCCGUACCGUCCGCUGCAAAAUGCCAAACGUCGACCCAGUAACCGGCGCCCGCCACGGCGCCGAACCAGACAGGUCCCUCCGCAAGCUCCGCGACGUCGACGAGGGCGCCCCGCGCAUGGGGUGCCUCGGCAUGCAAAUGUGCCCGCUCUUCGAGGGCACCGACCGCGUCGAGUACAUGCAGGCCUGGCUCGAGGUCGGCAUGGACGUCUCCGUGCUGGAGCGCGGCGAGCACGUGUACAUCAAGCAGUGA
Molecule: messenger RNA, 1353 nt
Organism: Colletotrichum fioriniae
Lineage: Eukaryota; Fungi; Ascomycota; Sordariomycetes; Glomerellales; Glomerellaceae
Molecular function (GO): pyridoxal phosphate binding; molybdenum ion binding; catalytic activity
Source: RefSeq, a predicted model, not a curated record